UAAAUUUCUCUUCUACGAGGGUUCUGAGUGCGUUUUAGGUUGUGUGUGAGAGCUGUUGUUGUGAGGUCUUUCUUGAGUGUGGCGUAGGGGGAUUGUGGUCGAUGUUUGUUUGGUGAGCAGGGAUGAGCAAUGGGAACGUUUUCUUUUUGUGUUGAGAGUAAUGAGGCGGCGCCGUUUGCGACGUUGUUGAGAGUACUUUUGGUUCUCUUGUGAGGAGGAUUUCGGGAGUGAGAAAAGCAGGGUCGAAAGGUGAUGUAUCAUUUGCGAUUAAUGCUGCUCAUACGACAUUUUCUUGUGGGUGAUCGGGGUUUAGAGUCGCUGUAGCCGGCAUCAGUUAUGAUGAGACAUCAGCAGGCUGCUUGUCAUGAGAACGCGCUUUUCAAUGUUUCUAGAAAAGGCAGCGUGAGAAAUGGUCGAAAAGAAGAAUCUGCUGAUGACGAGAAACUAGGAGAUUGCUUGAAGCUAGGGAAUAGAAGAGUUUUGGUUAGGAUGCCAGGUAACAAGCUGAAAGUGACAAUCGCCUCUCAACAAGUCAAGUGUAGCAAUGGUUCAUCUCACAAAGUUUCCGAGGUCGCUCUAGUUCGUGUUGACGAACAGGACCGAACUGAAGAGGUAGUGGAACUGGUCCAGAAACGACCUGUUUCUGAUGGAGCAAGUCUGCCGCAGUGGGGUCAGAGGAAACGGUUGCGAUUCAGUAACAGAGUAGAUGGCAAGGCUGCCGCAGAGACUACUACGGCUGAUAUGAAGGUUGAAGCGAAGGCUGGGUCGAAGGCUGAUAUAAAAGCGGGUGCCAAGGCUAUUUCAAGAACAGCUAGGGGAGCUGUUAAGGCAGAGAAGAGUGUAGGGGUGCUUUCGGCUAGAAUCAGAGAGCCAGCUGUUGCGUCUAAAUCUUCAGCACCUAAAUUAGGUGCUGGGGACAGCAAGAAGGAUGCUGAGGGUGCUGGAGACACUUGUGUUGCACGGAACGUCAACAAUCAUGUUAUGGUUACCCUUGAAUGCGAAGCCAGUACUGUUCGAAUUGCGGAGGUGCACUCGGACCAAUCACUAGCGUAUCCCGACAAGGUUUGCAGUGUCCCUGCCGAUUCACUUACUGCUCAACCUGCCCUCAGUACGAAAACGGAAGAUAGUGUGCACGAAGAAAAGACAGCUUCACCUAGAAAAGUAGAUAUGAGUUCGUUCCAAUGGCCGAAGUUUGUAAUAUCUUUGUCACGAAAGGAAAAAGAGGAUGACUUCUUUGCGAUUAAGGGUUCCAAGAUCCCAGUUAGACCCAAAAAGAGGUCGAAGUUUGUGGAGAAGAGCCUAACUUUCAUUAGUCCUGGAGCCUGGCUUUGUGAUAUCACAAGGGAGCGCUACGAAGUAAAAGAAAAGAAACCUAUCAAGAAGAAACCAAGGGGUCUCAAGGCUAUGGGUAGUGCAGACAGUGAUUCCGAUUAGCUUCUAGAGCCAUUAGUCGUGGUUGUUUUUCUUUCUCUCGUUGAAAUGUGAAGCAAAAGUAUAGACUGUCCAUAGAUUCUUUCGAGCUCAUGUUAUUUGUCAAAACCUGAGAUUCCAGUCGUUACGAAUGAGGCUAGGACAUGGAAACUGUUUUAACAGUGUCCAUCUUUUAAAACUUUAUCGAGACAAAACCUAACGGUAGCAUGAAUUUUUGCUCCCAAUUCAGUCUUAGUUCGAUGCUAAUGUAGAUGUACAAUCCGCCAAAGUUCGAUGUACAAUUUCGAGUUAUGUUGAGAAAUACCAAGAUUGGAAAUGGAUGCCACUCUGCACACUUCAAUAUAGUGUAGUUAGUUUCUAUUUUGAAAAUGUCGCAUUACGAUGUCCGCAGAAAGAUUGUAUGAUUCAGAAGCAAAUCAUUUUACCUUUAAGGUAAAUUACCA
This is a messenger RNA of Physcomitrium patens, 1874 nucleotides long. RefSeq lists its product as uncharacterized. Lineage: Eukaryota; Viridiplantae; Streptophyta; Bryopsida; Funariales; Funariaceae. The record is from RefSeq and is a predicted model, not a curated record.